Symbiodinium sp. CCMP2456 is the source of this 1140-nucleotide messenger RNA. NCBI's taxonomy places the organism in Eukaryota, Dinophyceae, Suessiales, Symbiodiniaceae. The record is from the annotation of a GenBank genome assembly.
AUGGAGAUCACCGAAGACCUGCCAUUGGAUCUGGGGGCUGACGAGCUCAGCAAUGUGCUUUGCAAGCUCCGAGCUCGAGAAGGCUUCACCGACGCAGAGAUGCGCGAGCUGAAGGAAGCGUUUCAAAUGCAAACGUCUGGCAAGUGCGAGGAGAUUGCCUGCCCAGCGAUUCAGAAGGCCUUGCGCUGGCUUGGCCACUCCUACGCCUUCGAGGUGGUCCAGCACUUCGUGGGGGAGCUAGAUGUGGACUGCGACGGGCGCUUGGACUUCACCCUCUUCGUGAAGCUUAUUCGCAAGUGCCGCGAUCUGGAGCGGCGAGCUGCCACGGCUGCCUUCCAUAGGCUCGAUGCUUUAGGCUUGGGCUUCCUGGACGACGGGAAGCAGUGUCAGGCUUUCCAGAGUCUCGGAUGUCUCGAUGCAGCGGGCAACCCGCCUCCACGGUCGCUGGCAGAGUGCUCUUCCGCCGACUUGUCCACGUUUCUGAACAUCGUCCAGAGGUACAAAUUCAGCGCCUCACGACUUCGCGAGCUGCGGAUCAAUGCUGGCUACUCUGAACUGGAGCUCGCUGCACUUCGCACGCACUUCCAGCGCUUCGACAAGGACGGGAACGGCGUGCUGCGAAAAUCUGAAUUGGUCCAGCUCAUUGAAGAGCUGUUCCCGAGGCAUUCCAAUCAGCGUGAGUUCCGGCCAUACUUCAUACAGCUUCUGGGUUAUGCAGACGCAGACAAGAACGACUGUCUUGACUUCCCCGAGUUCGUGCGCAUGAUCCGGAAGAUCAGCGACCACAUGGAGGAGCAGAACUACGAGUCCUUCAACAAGAGCUUAGACGAUCUUCGCUUCACGACCAAGGAGGCAGCAGAAUUCCGUGGCCUCUUUCUUCAAGCAGACCAGAGCGGCACGUGCAUGCUUUCCUUCGCUGACGUCAAGUCCAUGAUUGCACGUUGUUGUGUCCUGGAUGCGGAGCAAUCGACGAAACUUCUAGGUUUCUGCCGCUCUUUGGCUGCAGUUGACAGCUAUGGUUUCUGGGGUUUUGGGGCUCUUGACGGUUCAGGCGUUGGCGUGGUAAGCAAAGCAGCUUGGAAUCCCUGGAAUAAGCCGUAUUCUGCAGGGGCAUCGGGAAGCCUUCCAGAGACUGUUUAG